This is a messenger RNA of Theobroma umbraticum, 1929 nucleotides long. Its product is annotated as SNF1-related protein kinase regulatory subunit gamma-1-like. The record is from RefSeq and is a predicted model, not a curated record. Lineage: Eukaryota; Viridiplantae; Streptophyta; Magnoliopsida; Malvales; Malvaceae.
CACAGAAUCCAAUCAUGAUGCAAGAAACGGGCAAAGCAGAUUUGCGACAACUGGAAGGUGUAAUGAGAGGCGACGUUGUGGAGAGGAAAGAGAUGGCCACAGCUGUUCACGUUCGAAACAACCCUGGAAAGGAUUCUGCUACUGCUCUUCAACUUUUUCUUGAUCGUAUCCCUAUUAGUUCGAUCCCUGGCAUAAAAAACUCAUCUGUGGUAGAGGUGAAAACUGGGGAUAAUGUGAAGGAUGCAAUUGAGUUGUUGUACACGAAGAAUGUGUUCGGUGCUCCCAUUGCGCAUGUUUUAGACCCUGAUACUACAGUAGGCAGGUUUUUUGAUCGGUAUAUUGGUUUUAUAGAUUUUGCUACCAUGGUUCUCUGGUCCCUCGAGAUAUCUGAACAAGCUGGUGUCCCAACUGAUGGCGGCGCUAGUGAGGAGACUGGCAAAAGUAGCGUCAUGUCCUGGCUUGAACAGAAUCCUGACAUUGGACAUACAAAGGUAGGAGAGUUGGCAAAAUCCUUCCUAUGGAAUCCGUUUUUCCCUAUACGCUUAGAGGAUACCCUCUUUCAUGUUCUGCUGCUGCUUGCAAAGCACCGGGUGCAAGUUCUACCAGCCAUGGAGCAAUCUGGUCUUCGGGCCAUUGGUUUUGUUACGCAGAAUGCAGUUAUCCAAUUGCUUCUUCAAUCUGAUGGACUAGCAUGGUUCGACAGCAUUGCAGAAAAGUCCCUAUCUGAAUUUUGGUUUGAAAAUGAGGAGAAAGUAAGCUGCGUGUAUGGCGAUGAGAGCAUAGCAAGGGCUCUUCACAUCUUGUUCAAAAGUCAAAUAGGUGCAAUUGCGGUCAUAGAUAGACAGACUCAAAGGCUUGUCGGUAGUGUCAGGAGCAGUGAUGUCUAUCUUCUUAUGGAGAAUGACAAUCUCUUCCACAAUAGAAAGGUUGUAACCGUGGAGGAAUUCAUUCAUAUGGAGACUAGCAAUCCAGACUCUGAUCCUACUAUCGAACGAGAAAUAGGGGCUCAUUUAUCAGCAGGGGUUCUUCAUCUACGAAACACCUUCCUUCCAAGAAUGGACUCGCCAGUCAUCAACAAGAAAUCUGACACUCUCAAGCAAGCCAUGAAGAACGUAGCAGAGACUAUAAGCAAUUGCAGUUUUCUAGUUGAUGAGUUGCAGCGUCCAGUGGGUGUCCUCACAUUGAGAGACAUAAUCCUUCAGUUUGCCCCGCCCUCUGUGGACUCCAAUAUUCAUGGAGCUGGUUUCUUUGAAUCUGCUCUUGAACAGACUGGUUGUCAGGUCAAAGAUGGAACCAUAGUUUGUGACCAUUAAUGAGAAUUUAUAAGAUGAAAAGAGGGGUUGAAGUGGGUUUGGUUUUCAAAUGAUGAGAAAAAUAUCUAUAUAUUUGUACAUGACCUCAACUUCAUCUGGCCCCUAAAACCGUGCCGAUCUGCGUCAGGAUAUUCAGGCCUUGAUGGAAGACUGGCUGACGAGUGACGUGUAUAACUUUUGCUACUUAAUCUUUGCUCUUUUCAUCCAGAAAGAGAAAGCAGCAAACAAUGGAUGGAGAAGAAAGAAUUGCAGUCAAUUGCAGCAAGCACCUCAUUUCUACUACUCAGUUGGGUCCGAAGAAAAUAAAAUGAUAAUCUGUUUUGCUUGCAGUUUGUAACUCUUAGCUGGAAAACAGAUCAACAUGUACGGUACAAGAAAAGUUCAACAUUCCCUUCACCAACAGCCAGGUAUAAGCCACUGAUAAAUACCCCAGGCUUCCUCUUCAACACGCUCAGCUUAAUCAAAAUCGUCAGGGGAAGAUCUUAGCAUACAAGUUGUCGCACUUUGGAGAAAAACCCUUGGGAUGUUGGAGGACCCGACAGUGACUCCUCGACAAUAUGUUGGGAGGAAUAGUGCAUUACGGUUGAAAAUAGGAUUGAAAUGGAGAGAAUAAGCU